Messenger RNA from Drosophila novamexicana, 873 nucleotides. RefSeq lists its product as uncharacterized. Lineage: Eukaryota; Metazoa; Arthropoda; Insecta; Diptera; Drosophilidae. The coding region runs from base 40 to 834 and encodes 264 amino acids. The record is from RefSeq and is a predicted model, not a curated record. The transcript is spliced from 2 exons.
GUUUGAUUUAAGCACAAUCUUUAGUUGGAACCCCAAGAGAUGAAUAAAAUUUUAGGCAACUGGUACGUGGCCGGCGAGUGCCGUGCUCCGGGCCUGCUCAGCCCGGUGGAGAGCGAAAUUCUGAGCGCCAGCGACAACGUUGACUUUGGCGAGGUGGAGGAGCCCGAUCUGGAUCUGGCCUACGAUCAACUGGAGGCCAUCAAGCGGCGUCUUAAGCAGCUGCAAGCCCACUUGAUCUACCCGCCCGCCGAUCCCUGCGAGCUGACGGGCACCAGCCGCACCGCGUCCGAGGACCACGGCUGUCUCACAGACAAACAGUUGAUGCUCCAGCAGCUGCGACGCAGCAACUCUAAGCUGCGCUGCCAGCUGCGACUUCAGGCGCAGCAUCUGCAGAGCUCCCGCAAACAUCUGCGGCUGCUGGAGGACAUGCGCUGCCAGCUGGGCAACAGGCUGCGCCAGAUGAGCGCCCAGCUCGACGAGUUAGAGCAGUUCAAGCAAUCCAUCCAGCACCAGGCUGGCCUCUGUAUCGAGCGCAACGAGCAGAUCAAGGCGACCAAAAUCGAUAAGCAGAAUUUCCAGACGGAGCUAAGCAAGCUCAGCAUCCAUUCCAGAAAUCACAUGCGCCUCAUGGCGCCCCUGCGCUGCCACAAUCAGCUCCGAUACGAUCUUAGCCUCGACUUGAUACUCACGCGCAUCUUCCUGCAUGCGCUCUUCGGCAACAUGGUCGAGGACUGGAAGUUCUGCAUUCGCCGUCUCAAAAAGAAUUGCCGCGGCGUUAAGCUUCGCAUGCUGCCGCCCACGGACUUCCCCCCGAUCUGGCCCUGGCGUGAUUAAAAUGUUGACCCAAGUUUCGGUCAUUAAUUGUUUCAAAAA